AUGAUUGUCUCUAAAAAGCGCUCCCCGAAAACCGUUCGCCGAAAGACCUCCUCGCGAACCAAGUCCUCCGCCACCAAACUUCUUCUUCCGGCUGCAAAGCCGACCGCUCAAGACAAGAAGAAGGACGAGGCACGACGCCGGGCUUGCCGCCCUUUCCUGAAGCUGCCCCACGAGGCUGAAGAUUGGCGCCGUCAGGUGACAUAUACCCUGACCGAGAAGUUGGGCCAAGGUGCCACUGCCCAGGUGUACCGGGCGUACAACGACGAAGGUGAAGAGUUUGCGGUGAAGGUCGUACCGAAGUACCGCAUCAUCCUGAUGAAGAAGCAGCGCUUCGAUGCGGAGGUCAAGCUGCACCAGCGGCUCAGCCAUCCCGGGAUCGUGCGAUUCCGUAGAUGCUUCGAGGAUGAUGACUACGUGUACAUCGUCAUGGAAUUGUGCGCGAACAAGUCGCUGGCCCACCUGGUGCGCGACCCCAUGAGCGAACGGCUGGUCCGCACGAACAUGAAGGCAAUCGUGCAGGCAGUCGAUUACCUCCACCGCCGCAACAUCGUCCACCGCGAUUUGAAACUCGGCAACAUCAUGGUGGACAAAGACCUGAAGCCGAAGGUUGGUGAUUUUGGCCUUGCCGCGGUCGUACGUGAAAACAAGCGCACAAGCGUUUGCGGCACUCCCCACUUUGUCGCGCCUGAAGUCAAAACCCGAAAAGGAUACGACCAGGCUGCCGAUAUUUGGUCCAUUGGGGCCAUCGCUUACAAGUUGCUUUUUGGCCGAUACCAUGAUGACAUCUCAUCAUUAUGGAUUGGCAGCGAAAAAGUGGAUUUCGCUCAGGUGAAAGACGUUGCGCUUCCGACGCACAUCGCGAUUUCCGACGAGGCGAAAGACUUCCUUGCCAGUACAUUGGCAAUUUCGCCAGCUUCUCGACCCACCGCCCAGCAGCUGCUGGAGCACCGUUUCCUGGUCGUUUCCAAGCGAACGACAAAAGAAAAAUAA
This is a messenger RNA of Radiomyces spectabilis, 990 nucleotides long. Its product is annotated as kinase-like domain-containing protein. The coding region runs from base 1 to 990 and encodes 329 amino acids. The transcript has 7 exons. The record is from RefSeq and is a predicted model, not a curated record. Gene Ontology annotation, biological process: protein phosphorylation. Gene Ontology annotation, molecular function: protein kinase activity; ATP binding. NCBI's taxonomy places the organism in Eukaryota, Fungi, Mucoromycota, Mucoromycetes, Mucorales, Radiomycetaceae.